Messenger RNA from Cheilinus undulatus (humphead wrasse), 1079 nucleotides. RefSeq names its product transcription factor HES-1-like. The record is from RefSeq and is a predicted model, not a curated record. Lineage: Eukaryota; Metazoa; Chordata; Actinopteri; Labriformes; Labridae. Gene Ontology annotation, cellular component: nucleus. The coding region runs from base 152 to 883 and encodes 243 amino acids. Gene Ontology annotation, molecular function: protein dimerization activity; RNA polymerase II cis-regulatory region sequence-specific DNA binding; DNA-binding transcription factor activity, RNA polymerase II-specific. The transcript is spliced from 4 exons. Gene Ontology annotation, biological process: regulation of neurogenesis; anterior/posterior pattern specification; regulation of transcription by RNA polymerase II.
UCAGCUUGUCGAUAAGGCAGAAGUCACCGCAGACGUUUGUCUUCAGUAACCUGCAACGUGGUCUGCGAGGAGAAGGCGCCACUCACCGAGCUGGACUGGCUGCUAAAAAGCUGUUGUUCAAGUUUUUGUUGGAGUUUUUAAACCUUUGAAAAUGCCGGCCGGGACUUUAGAAAGAACUUCUCCAUCCUCUGUGGCUGCUACACCUGCGAGAGGAGACAACACACCUGAGAAACCCCGCACUCUAUCAGAGAACAGAAAGUCCUCUAAACCAAUCAUGGAGAAGAGGAGACGUGCACGCAUCAAUGAGAGUUUAGGGCAACUAAAGACCCUCAUCAUGGAUGCUCUUAAGAAAGAUAGCUCCAGACACUCCAAACUGGAGAAGGCGGACAUCUUGGAGAUGACUGUAAAGCACCUUAGGAACCUGCAGCGACUCCAGAUGACUGCUGCUGUAAAUACAGAUCCGUCCAUCCUGGGCAAAUACAGAGCCGGCUUCAGCGAGUGUGUAGGCGAGGUCACCCGUUUCCUGUCCACAUGUGAAGGGGUGAAUACAGAGGUGAGGACGCGCCUCCUCAGUCACCUGGCAGCCUGCGUCACCCAGAUCAACGCUGUGAACUUCUACACACCUCACCCAGGCUCACUAGGGCUGGGACAGAGCGGCGGCACACAGGUCCAUCAGAUGCCCUGCAAAAGCAGCUCAGCGUUGCACGCCUCUUCUGAGGCCAUGAAAAUGUACGGAGGAUUCCAGGUUGUGCCAACGCCAGACGGACAGUUUGCUUUUCUUGUUCCCAGCGCAGCUCUGGUGCCACUGAGUGCUCAGAGCAGCCAGCACAUGUCACCUGUUGCACCCGCAGUCACCUCAGACUCAGUAUGGAGACCGUGGUAACUGAUUUGCUAUAAAAGGACUCUAUCACAAGUCUUAAACACAUUUUGUACAUUUUGUGAAUGUUUUUAAAACCUACUUGAGUGGGAUGUUUACACACGUUUGUAUUUUUAUACAGUAUGGUCAUGCAUAGAUAUUUGUGGCCUCCUUACUUGCUUUGAUUUGCCUCUGGAGGUGAGAAACUCCUUCAGAAACUCUC